AUGUACAUAGCUCAGUCUAUGCAGGGCUAUGCCGAUUUCCAUGCUGUUUCAGCAUAUGUCUUUUUUACAACCCGGAUCGACUCAGCCCGGUGUCCUGCCAACGGCAAGAAAACUGGCGUCAUCCACGCACAAAGAGCCGAAGCAAGGAGAAAGAGAUGGAAGUUACCAGUUGAACCUCCAAAAAAGGUAGUGAAAAAUUCAGUGGCAUUAUGUCAUAGACUCUGCUUGCUUCCGUUUCCACGCCCUUUGAACCAAGGGUCACAGCUGUCAUCGCCUUCUACGGUGUCUUUCAUAUAUAUCACCACUACCAGAUUCCGUUGUUCUCUUUUCCUCCUACUUCCUCUUCUCAACCAUACCAUGGCUGUCUUCUAUCUUCAGACACCGUCUCAGCUUCGUGGUCUGCUCGACAGCUCAACAUCCUGCUACCAGCCAACCGAAUAA
Trichophyton benhamiae CBS 112371 is the source of this 441-nucleotide messenger RNA. RefSeq lists its product as uncharacterized. Lineage: Eukaryota; Fungi; Ascomycota; Eurotiomycetes; Onygenales; Arthrodermataceae. The record is from RefSeq and is a predicted model, not a curated record. The transcript has a single exon. The coding region runs from base 1 to 441 and encodes 146 amino acids.